This is a messenger RNA of Mizuhopecten yessoensis (Yesso scallop), 630 nucleotides long. RefSeq lists its product as uncharacterized. The record is from RefSeq and is a predicted model, not a curated record. Gene Ontology annotation, cellular component: nucleus. Lineage: Eukaryota; Metazoa; Mollusca; Bivalvia; Pectinida; Pectinidae. Gene Ontology annotation, molecular function: DNA binding. The coding region runs from base 1 to 630 and encodes 209 amino acids. The transcript has a single exon.
AUGUUAAACCCGGAAGUUGUGUCCAAAUACAUGGACGACCUGGGAAGUUUGCUUCUUAAAUUAGGCAUAAGUGGAAAGCCCAAACAAAUAUGGAACUGCAACGAAACGGGCAGGUCGUUUGAACACUCACCGGUUAGAGUCAUUGCCGAAAAAUCGUCAAGAAAUGUACUUGGCCGUACCAGCAAUAACCGUACCAAUGUUACCAUGACGGCGUGCAUCAAUGCUGCCGGACAGAAAAUGUCUCCAAUGUUGAUUGUAAAAGGCAAAACAUCAGUGUCCGUCCACGGGUUUAACACAGAAGCAGCGCCACCAGGUUCCAAAUGGGCCUGGCAGGAGAACGGAUGGAUGAAUGACAAGUUGGGGGAACAAUGUUUUAGGGACGUGUUUCUCAAAGAAUGCGGUUCCGCUAGAUCACAGCUAUUACUCCUUGAUGAACAUUCAUCUCAUGAGUCAUUUGCCAUCCUACAACUGGCUUCAGAAAAUGAUGUACAGAUAAUGUGCCUCCCUCCCCAUACUACUCACAUUCUACAGCCGCUUGACCGGACAGUGUUUGGGCCAUUUAGUGCCGAGUACAACAAAGCGUGUUCGGCUUUCAUAACACUGUCAACAAAUACAGCUUCCCCGGGCUAA